Cuscuta campestris is the source of this 1437-nucleotide messenger RNA. NCBI's taxonomy places the organism in Eukaryota, Viridiplantae, Streptophyta, Magnoliopsida, Solanales, Convolvulaceae. The record is from the annotation of a GenBank genome assembly.
AUCCCCCCUCCCGGCCCUCUCCUGGUUUCGCUCUGUUAUUAGUUUCCCCUUUCCCUCCCUUCCCAGUUCCCACGGCGAUUUCUUCUGACUCGAGGAUCGCCGGUGAAUCUUCUAGGCAUCUCCUUCAGAAAUCUUUUACUGGUUGGCUAUGGGAUCUGUGAAUGGUAUUCUGAGUGCACACAGGAAGCACCCCCUCCUUUCAUUCGGAGUUAUAUCGGAUGUGCAAUACGCUGAUAUUCCUGAUGGUCGGUCGUUCCUUGGCGUUCCAAGGUAUUAUCGACAUAGCUUUCUUGUGUUGCAGAGGGCUGUUCAGAAAUGGAACCAGCAAAAGCACAAAUUUGUGCUGAAUUUUGGGGACAUUGUUGAUGGGUUUUGCCCGAAAGAGCAGUCUCUGAGUUCUGUUAAGAAAUUAGUUGAUGAGUUUGACAGGUUUGAGGGCCCCGUCUACCACAUGAUUGGGAAUCAUUGCCUUUACAAUCUUCCUCGGGAUGAAUUGCUUCCCCUGUUAAGAAUUCCUGGCCAUGAUGGCUGUGCCUAUUAUGAUUUUUCUCCAAUUCCAGAAUUCAGAUUUGUGAUUCUUGAUUGUUAUGAUAUAAGCGCAAUUGGUUGGCCCGAAGGUCAUCCAAAUACUUUGAAGGCCUUGAAAUUUCUUGGGGAGAAAAAUCCAAAUUCUGAUAAGAAUAGUCCAGAUGGGCUUGUGGGAUUGGAGAGAAGAUUUCUGAAGUUCAAUGGAGCAGUUGGGAAUGAACAACUAAAAUGGCUUGAUGAUGUCCUUCAGGAGGCCACAAAGUACAAGCAAAAGGUAAUACUUUGCUCUCACCUACCAUUAGACCCCCAUGCAUCAUCGAACGAAGCAUUACUGUGGAACUACAAUGAAGUCCUCGACGUGAUAUACAGAUAUAAUUGUGUCAAGGUAUGUUUAGCUGGACAUGAUCACAAAGGUGGCCACUCUAUUGAUUCCCAUGGAAUUCAUCACCGGGUCCUAGAAGCAGCUCUCGAGUCCCCUCCCGGGACAAACUCAUUUGGAUAUAUCGAUGCUUUCGAUGAUAGGAUGUCUCUUUAUGGAACUGACAGAAUGAAGAGUACCGAUAUGGUCUUCAGUUGAUGAGUAUGCUUUUCUGGAUUUUCAGUUGGUAGAAUUUGCCACCUCUUAAUGGAUGAUGUCUGUAAAUUAACGAGAUUUUGAUCAAGAGCUGCCCACAUGCUUGUUAUCUGAACUCCGGAUGCAGUUGCUCUUCUCAGUGAGGUGAAUUGUGGCGGUAUGGUUGAAGACGAUCAAUAGUUCAAUACUUGUAAGUAAAAGAAAUAUUGAAGAAAUAGAUAAUAGUUCACAAGUGACAUGCAAUUGUUAUUUUGAAGAACAAAGUUGUUUUUGUAGGCCUAGUAGUAAAUGAAUAAUUUUUUACUAUAAGAUUAUAAGAAAAUACUUGUUCUAUA